CAACACAUCGGCACUGCACCUGCAAAUCUACCCCCACAGAAACAAUCACACCCACCAUUCUUCUUCCUUCGUCCUGCCACUGAUUACGCUUGUUGCCUUCUGGUUAUGAUAGCUUCCGGUCGCCGUCAUAUUCAGAGCCGAAGCUCUUCUUCACAAGUCGGCUUCCCGCGGCUUCGAUUUGUUCGUUACCGCCGAUUGAGGUGACCCAAUCACACCUCGCAGUUUCUCUCUCUACUCUCAUCAACCUAGCCUCUUUUUCUUGGUCACCGUUUAAUUACUUCCAAUGCCUACCUCCAAAAACAACCGCACCGGCCAGAUUGAGAGUCACCGGAGAGGAACGUUAGGUGACAAAUCGUCUUCGUUUCACGGCCACAGCGAGGCGACCGCGGCGAUGUCCUCUCAACUUCGCCGACCAAAGACUGUACCGGACCUCAUCUCACAUAGAAGGCUCCCCGGAUCGCCCCCGGAUGCAGGACUGCCCCGGCAACCGCCGAAGCUGCUGCUUCACGUGACUUUUCUAGGCAGCCUGGGACCGGUUAAGGUCGUGAUGACGCCAGAUUCUAAAGUGGGUGAUUUGGUGGCGGCGUCGGUCCGACAGUACCUGAAAGAAGGUCGCCGGCCGAUCUUGCCCUCCACCGACCCCUCCGCCUUUGACCUCCAUUAUUCGCAGUUCAGCUUAGAAAGCGUGGACAGAGAGGAGAAGGUGAUGGAGCUCGGGUCAAGGAAUUUUUUGCUGUGCCCGAGAAAGCAGAAGUCGGAGACGGCGGAGGGAGGCGCCGGGGAAGGCGGAAGCAUGACGACGGCGGUAGGACGGUGUUCGAAGCAGGCGGAGAAAGUAGGCAAGAGUGGGUUCGCCUGGCUCAAGUUCUUGGAUUUCAUGCUGUGAGAUGAAUUGGGUUCGUUUCAACUGGCCAGCAACCUCUGUUCUGGUCAGCGACAAUUGUUCUGUACAUAUAGGUCCCAUAUGAAGCUGUUGGGAAAAUGCAGGGAGCAAUUACCCUGCACGUGAUUUAAUAUUUGUUCGUCCCUCUGUUUCUAAUAUGUCCAUUCGUCCUUGUCAAGAAAUUUGAUUACAGUUCAUGCAACUUGAUGAGUCUUUGCCUUCCCUUUUA
This is a messenger RNA of Neltuma alba, 1112 nucleotides long. RefSeq lists its product as uncharacterized. The record is from RefSeq and is a predicted model, not a curated record. NCBI's taxonomy places the organism in Eukaryota, Viridiplantae, Streptophyta, Magnoliopsida, Fabales, Fabaceae. The transcript has 2 exons. Bases 284 to 886 code for a protein of 200 amino acids.